Brassica rapa (field mustard) is the source of this 2448-nucleotide messenger RNA. Its product is annotated as heavy metal-associated isoprenylated plant protein 29. The record is from RefSeq and is a predicted model, not a curated record. Gene Ontology annotation, molecular function: metal ion binding. NCBI's taxonomy places the organism in Eukaryota, Viridiplantae, Streptophyta, Magnoliopsida, Brassicales, Brassicaceae.
AUGUCCGUUUUGUAGUGGUAAAGAUGAAAAGUGGUACCAUGAAAGUUGUAAACAUAAAAUUUCCCCACAAAAAUUGGUGUGAUUAUGUUUUAAUAAGAUAGAUAGUUUUUUUUAGAAUUUGUGUAGUUUAAAUUGUUUUGAUAUUAAAAAGAUCUCUAACUCAUCUUUAUAAUUUUCUCUAUAUUAGAUGAACUCUAAAACAUAAUCAUUUUUUUGUGCCAAUGUGGUUUUCUAUGAUAGAAUAUUGCUAUAUUUUCCCCUAUUAUACAGCAAGACAUUUUGAAUAAGAAACAUCUGUAUUUUAGAAUUGCUUUGUUAUAGAGAAAAAAGUAGAAAUUGGUUGGAGAUAGUCUAAAGAAACACAAAAUCCUCAUGUCAUGACGUUAGCAAAUAUCUAAAUUUGAUCUGUCAAAUCAUGAUCAUCCUUUUCAAGAUUAUAUAUUAUUGUAAAACCGGGUCACAUAAGCUUUUGACUUCAAGGCAGUUUCCAUGCAUUUUCACAAAAUUUUCAUGUAGAAGCAACAUAAUAUAAAAAUAAUAUUCUAUAGACCUUCAACUAUAUUCUCAAUUCCUGUGAUGCCUAUUUAUAUAUGUGUUUCUCUUCUAGUCAGUUAUUCAUCGACUAAACUGUGAUAAGUCUAAUAAGGCCUCACGCUACAACGUGAAAAUGACGACGGUAGUGGAAAUGGAUGUGCCUAUGGACUGUCCUGGUUGCGAGAGAAAAGUUAGGAAGGCUCUUGAAAGCAUUAAGGGAGUCCAUGAUGUUCAGAUAGAUAUGAAUCAGCAGAAAGUAACGGUGACUGGUUCGGCGGAGCAGAAGAAGGUUCUUAAAGUUGCAAGGAGUAUUACAGGAAGAGAGGUAUGCUUAUGGUCGUGCCCUUACCACCCCGAAUCUAAUGGAUUUAACGACAAGUACUACAAGAAGAAGUUUCGCAAAAGAAUCAUCAUGUCAAAAAAUGGUGAGAAAGUGAAUUCUUAUAACUAUUAUAUGCAUGGAUACCACGGACACGACCAUGGUUACCAUCAGGAACGGCCUUAUUCUGGUCAUAUCGACGAGAACGCUACUUCUAUGUUCAGUGAGGAAAACCCUCAUUUCUGUAACAUCAUGUGAUCGAUCUCCAUUUCAACGGCUACUAUGCAUGGAACAACUUUAGUUUGGUUAUGCUCCUUCCUUUGUAAAUAAACACGCAACCUAGUCGAAACCAAAUAUGAGUCCUCCUCGGCUCGUCCUCAGCUCAGUUGGAUUUGAUCCAGUCUCGAUCAAAAUGUUUAUGUAAUAAAUGGGUUUGGUUUAAAUUUAGUAAGAUCAAAUAAAGCUUGGUAGUUAUAUCGCAUGUAUAAUGUAUACGUGGCUUUAAUUGGUUUAAAGAAACCGAAUAUUCUAUUAUUGUAUAUACAGUAGAAACUCUAUAAAUUAAUAUUCGAUAAAUUAAUAAAUUUAUCCGGUCUUAAAUUAGGCCGUUUUAAAAUAAGAUAUUUUCGAUAAAAUAAUAAGAUAAUAAAAACAUAAAAGCCAAUUGUUAACGAACAAACAUAAAAUUAACAGGUUUUGUCUAUUUUUAAUGAUUGACUAAUAUAAUCUUAAUUUUGCGUAGUUAAUGGCUAGUUACUAAAUAAGCCUGUGCACACAAUGCAUGUUUAUUAAAUAUGCAGAUUUUAAACACUUCAAGAAAAAAAAAACUGAUUUUUUCCGUUAUGAACCAUAUCUUUUAUAUAUUAAAAGCGAAACAUUAAAACCUUCGAGUUAUGAUUUUUAUAAUCUUAAGAAAAUAGGUUGGUCCAUCUAGUUAUAUAUUAUAUAUUUUUAUUAAACUAAGCAUAGAAUAAAUAUUAAUGUUUUAAAAUAUAUUUUCUAUUUUUUCCAUAAAUAAAAUCAACGGAAUUACAUAAUAUUAUUAAUAUAUAUAUGAGAAUUAAUGAUUUUGAAUAAUAAAGAUAUGAUAACAAUUUGUGCAACUUCAGUCAUUUUUUUUAAUUUUAUAUUACAUUUUAUUUUAUUUUUAAAAAAAUAACUUUAAAAAUUUUAUUUAGAAAAAUACAAAUUAACAUAAACAUAUGAGUAUGAAGUCUCAUUUAAUAGAUAUUUCAGAUUAAAAUAUAUAUAUCUAUUUUAAAAUCAGUUAAAUUAUUAAAUUCAACUGUAUACCAUAUAAAAUACAUAAACAUUGGAAACUUUAAAUUUGCAUUGAACAAAUCUUAAGAAUUUACUAUUUAAUUUCAAAAUUUGCAUUGAAUUUUUUAAAAUAAUUAUAAAUUACUAAAACUUUUAAAAAUCUCAUAUUGAAAAUUUGUUAUCAAUGAUUUAAAAAUUUUGUUAUAAAAAUAUAAAGGGAAAUUUGGAAAAAAGGAACAACUAAACUAUGCUAUUGUCCCCUUAGUACAAAAUCAAACUUUGUCACUUUUGGACUUUCACUACCCUUAAAAGUUAUAAAAAUUUAUAUCAAUUAA